AUGCGACGCGAUUUCACUUGGACAUUUACCGUGGCCAACGUGAAGGUACCCAUCCUCGGCUCGGAUUUCCUGGCGCAUUACGCACUGGCGGUCCAUAUGAACCCUAGGACUCUGUCCGAUACGACUACGAAUCUCCGUGUCUUAGGUACCCCUACACGUCAAGGCUCCACAGGAAUCAGCGUCGCAACAUGCCAUGGUCGCGAGUACUUAGAUCUCCUGACGCAGUUCACGGAUAUAACGCUGCCACUCCAAACGUUUUCAAAACCAACAUCUCCUUUCGUCGAGGAACUCCGCCACAAAAUGGCCCGGCUUAAAUAUGCAACUCCGCGACAGCAACCGGUGAAUUCGUACAUCCCUCAACACUUGCGAGAUUGCAAAUUCGUUUUCGUACGGAACGACGCCGUGAGACGACCACUCACGCCGGCAUACCAAGGUCCUUUUCAGGUUCUUCGACGCACCGACAAGCACCUUACGAUCAAGCGCGCCAACUCGACCGACACCAUCGCAAUCGAUCGGACCAAGCCUGCUUUUCUGGAGAAGCGACAGUAUGACGCAAACCCGGCUCUGCGGCCCCCUAAUGCUAUUCCAGCGCACCCAACAGACGCAGCAGACGCAGCACCGCAGACAUCAAACGACACCCCAGCGACUCCUGUGCGGCAGACCCGAUCCGGUAGGAGGGUCACUUUCCCUAAAGACCUUCGUAAAUAUUAUUAUUAUUAA
Acanthosepion pharaonis is the source of this 720-nucleotide messenger RNA. The record is from the annotation of a GenBank genome assembly. NCBI's taxonomy places the organism in Eukaryota, Metazoa, Mollusca, Cephalopoda, Sepiida, Sepiidae.